Rhineura floridana is the source of this 1784-nucleotide messenger RNA. RefSeq names its product mitochondrial peptide methionine sulfoxide reductase-like. Gene Ontology annotation, molecular function: peptide-methionine (S)-S-oxide reductase activity. The transcript is spliced from 7 exons. Gene Ontology annotation, biological process: cellular response to oxidative stress. Bases 114 to 755 code for a protein of 213 amino acids. The record is from RefSeq and is a predicted model, not a curated record. Gene Ontology annotation, cellular component: cytoplasm. NCBI's taxonomy places the organism in Eukaryota, Metazoa, Chordata, Lepidosauria, Squamata, Rhineuridae.
CGCUCUCCGUUCCGACCCCGCCCUCCGCGUGAUUGAUACCUGGAAAAGUGGGAGCUGGCUAGUUGGUUGCACGUGGGGGACGGCGGGGUGCCUCUUUGUCGAGCUGCGCCGCGAUGCCCGGGAAAGUACGGCUGCCCCCUUGGGAGGAGGCUCUGCCCGGCAGAGCAGAGGCAAUCAUAGUGACAGCCAGCCAUGCCGUCAACAAAAACCCGAUGUAUCCACCGUUUCCGGAAGGAAUGCAGAUGGCAAUAUUUGGUAUGGGAUGUUUCUGGGGGGCCGAGAGAAUGUUCUGGAAGCUGCCAGGUGUCUUCUCCACCCAGGUGGGCUUCUCAGGAGGCUUUACCCCCAAUCCUACCUACAAAGAAGUCCGCAGUGGGAUGACAGGACAUGCUGAAGUGGUCAGAGUUGUGUUUGACCCACAGACCAUAAGCUAUGAGGACCUUCUCAAGUUUUUCUGGGAGAACCACGAUCCAACCCAAGCUAUUGAAAACCUCCCUUUGGAACGAGAACAUGCAGGUAGUACAUCAAAGAAAGGACCCAAGGAACCAAAACCUUGCACAGAGCAAUAUGAAGAUGUUGGCACACAGUACCGUUCGGCCAUCUAUGUCAUUGGAGCUGAUCACCUGGAAUCUGCCCUGAGAUCCAAGGCAACAUAUGAGCAGUUUCUGGUGACUUAUGACAAGGAGAAAGAAAUAAGGCAAGAAACUGAAGGCUCUCCGCACUGCAAAUUUGUCUCGGUACUCUCCAGCUUCUAAGAUUUCCUCAGUUGCUAUGCACAUGUACUCAAGCCCAUCUUCCCAGUCAUGAGGGCCAGUAAACCUGCUUUGUUUCCAUGCAUGUUCAGAUCCUUAAGGUGUUAAUGUUCUAUAUCUCCAAUACCAAGGGUUGCAUCCAACUAAGUUCUGCUCAAAGUAGACCCAUUGAAUUUAAUGGACCUAAGUUAGGCAUGCCAAUUCAUUCCAAUGGAUCUAAUCUAAGUAGGACUAGUGUUGGAUAGUGCCCCCAAAUUUCUAAAAUUGGAUGGCUGAUACAAAGGAGGUGAGUGGGGGCUAGACUAACUAGGGGUCUUGGAGGGAAAGGCCUCUGUCUGAAAUCCUGGAGAGUGACUGCCAGUCAGCGUGGUAGACAUUACCGAGCUAAGCUAAUCGUCUGACUCUGAAUAAAGGUAGCAUUAGCUGAUUCAGAGUUUUAUAUCAGGGAUGAAGAACCUGUGGCCCUACAGAUAUUGCUGGACUCCCAACUCCCUUCAGCCUGAGUCAGCAUGGCCAAUGGUCAGAGAUGAUGGGAGUUGUAGCUUAACAAGUUUGGGAAGGCCUCAAGUUAUUUUAUUAUUUAUUUUUGUAUUUAUUACAUUUCUACCCCGCCUUUAUUUUCAUGCUAGAAACCCAAGGCGGCUUACGUAUGGUUCCCAGGUGGUCUCCCAUUCAGGCACUGACCAGACCUGACCUUGCUUAGCUUCAGCAGGGUGCAGGCCUCAUGUGCCUUCAGAAGUUACCCAUCCUUUAUUUAUUCUGGUCUUAGAAGUGCUGCUUAGAGAUAUAAGGCAAGAUAAAAGGAUUUCGGGAUUAAAGAUAAAAAAAGAAGAAUAUAAAUUGAGAGCAUUUGCUGAUGAUUUGAUAAUUGUACUAGAAAACCCUUUGGAAGGAAUUAAUGUAUUGAUGGACAAAUUAAAAGAAUUUGGACCAUUAGCAGGAUUUAAGAUCAACAAUCAAAAAACAAAGAUGUUGGUGAAAAAUUUAACUUUAAGGGAACAGAAAGAGUUAAUGGACAAGACAGAUUUUACA